Molecule: messenger RNA, 3693 nt
Organism: Malurus melanocephalus (red-backed fairy wren)
Lineage: Eukaryota; Metazoa; Chordata; Aves; Passeriformes; Maluridae
Gene: WWP1
Product: WW domain containing E3 ubiquitin protein ligase 1
Exons: 24
Coding region: 86-2863 (925 amino acids)
Biological process (GO): ubiquitin-dependent protein catabolic process
Molecular function (GO): protein binding; ubiquitin protein ligase activity
Source: RefSeq, a predicted model, not a curated record
AGAAGAAGAGAAAGGUGGGAGGAAGGAGAAGGAGGCGGCAGCAGCUGUGAGGCUGCGAGCCACGGCUGAAGCCUAGACCUCUGACAUGGCCGCAGCCUCACCAAGAUCUGAUACAAGYAACAACCGUAAUGGAAGAUUACAGAUGCAAGUAACAGUUUCUAGUGCCAAACUGAAACGGAAAAAGAAUUGGUUUGGAACAACUUUCUACACAGAAUUAACUGCAGAUGGAGAAAUUAAGAAAACAGCAAAAUCAAGUAGUUCUUCAAAUCCAAAAUGGGAUGAGCAGCUGACAGUGAAUGUGACUCCACAGACUACGCUGGAAUUUAGAGUGUGGAGCCAUCACACUUUAAAAGCAGAUGCUUUGUUAGGAAGAGCCACUGUAGACUUGAAACAAGCUUUGGAAAUACACAAUAGAAAAUUGGAGAAGGUGAAAGAACAAUUGAAACUGUCUUUGGAAAACAAGAGUGGCAUGGUGCAAACAGGUGAACUGACAGUUGUGCURGAUGGUUUGGUUGUUGAACAAGAAGCUCUUACAAAUCUCAGUUCAUCAGCAACCAUAGAAGUUCAGCAAAAUGGCGAUGCUGUGCAUGAAAGCAGAGAUUCUUCAGCAAGAGGUUCAUCCAGAUCUGCUUGUGACAUUUCUAAUGGGAUAGACAAUCAAGUACCUUCCAACUCUGUAGUACAGAAUGCAUUCUGUGUAGAAGCUGUUAAUGGAGACAGUACACCAUCUCCUGUUCACGUUACAGACAGACCCAAAAAUACACCAGUACCAAAACCACUUGAAGCUCAGCCUGUCAACAGCACUGUUAACGGCGAGUCAUCUGCCUCUGCACCUGAAGCUAGUAGUUCUUCUGUCUCUGAGGCUCCGACGGGUUCAGAUGAAGCUCCUGUGGUUUCAGCAGAUUGCACUAAUGAUACAGCAGAACCUCAGUCAGCAACAGAAGCAACCAGUUGUUCUGAAAGCCACACUUCUGCAUCCCCUGUUGUGUCUGCUGGACUAGAACCUGCAGCUGCAACAGACUGUGCUCAGCCUAAUGCUCGAAACAGUAUAGCAGCAGAUGCAGCAAAGCCAAGGGAAUCCUCCUCCACGCCAAGUGUAUCUGCAGAACCUGUAAGGCAGCAGCCUGGUAGUACCAGUACAGAACCUUUGCCACCAGGGUGGGAGCAAAGAAAAGAUCCUCAUGGUAGAACCUAUUAUGUUGAUCACAACACACGAACUACAACAUGGGAAAGACCACAGCCCUUACCUCCUGGCUGGGAAAGAAGAGUUGAUGAUCGUGGUAGAGUUUACUAUGUGGACCACAACACCAGAACGACAACGUGGCAGCGACCAACAAUGGAGUCAGUGAGGAACUUUGAGCAAUGGCAAUCUCAACGGAAUCAACUGCAGGGAGCUAUGCAACAAUUCAACCAACGAUACCUCUAUUCGGCUUCGAUGUUGUCAGCAGAAAAUGAUCCACUUGGGCCUUUACCACCAGGUUGGGAAAGGAGAGUGGAUUCAAAUGAUAGGGUGUAUUUUGUAAAUCAUAACACAAAGACAACACAGUGGGAAGACCCUCGAACUCAAGGUUUACAAAAUGAGGACCCUCUUCCAGAGGGCUGGGAAAUCAGAUAUACCAGAGAAGGUGUCAGAUAUUUUGUUGAUCAUAAUACAAGAACCACCACCUUCAAUGAUCCUCGUACUGGGAAAUCUUCUGUAAAUAAAGGGCCACAGAUUGCUUAUGAGCGUAGCUUUAGGUGGAAACUUGCUCACUUCCGUUACUUGUGUCAGUCCAAUGCACUGCCAAGUCAUGUGAAAAUCAAUGUAUCCAGACAGACUUUAUUUGAGGAUUCCUUCCAGCAAAUCAUGGCAUUAAAACCCUAUGAUUUGAGGAGAAGAUUAUAUGUUAUAUUUAGAGGAGAAGAAGGAUUGGAUUAUGGUGGCUUGGCAAGAGAAUGGUUUUUCUUGCUUUCCCAUGAAGUACUGAACCCUAUGUACUGCCUAUUUGAAUAUGCUGGCAAGAGCAACUAUUGCCUGCAGAUAAAUCCAGCAUCAACAAUCAAUCCUGACCAUCUUUCAUAUUUCUGUUUCAUUGGGCGCUUUAUUGCCAUGGCAUUGUUUCAUGGGAAAUUUAUUGACACUGGUUUUUCUCUGCCUUUCUACAAACGAAUGCUGAGCAAAAAACUUACUAUUAAGGAUCUAGAAUCUAUUGAUACUGAAUUUUACAACUCCUUAAUUUGGAUAAGGGAUAAUAACAUUGAGGAGUGUAACUUGGAAAUGUACUUCUGUGUAGAUAUGGAGCUCUUAGGAAAAGUAACCUCACAUGAACUGAAAUCAGGUGGUUCAAAUAUCUUGGUAACUGAAGAGAACAAAGAAGAAUAUAUUGGGCUAAUGGCAGAAUGGCGAUUUUCUCGGGGAGUUAGAGAACAAACCAAAGCUUUUCUUGAUGGUUUUAAUGAAGUAGUUCCUCUACAAUGGCUACAUUAUUUUGAUGAAAAGGAACUGGAGGUUAUGCUCUGUGGUAUGCAAGAAGUUGAUUUAGCAGACUGGCAGAGGAACACUGUUUAUCGUCAUUACACAAGGAACAGCAAGCAGAUCAUAUGGUUCUGGCAGUUUGUAAAAGAAACAGACAACGAAGUUCGCAUGCGACUUCUGCAGUUUGUCACUGGCACUUGCAGAUUACCACUGGGUGGAUUUGCUGAACUUAUGGGAAGUAAUGGUCCUCAGAAAUUCUGCAUUGAAAAAGUUGGUAAGGAAACCUGGUUACCAAGAAGUCACACUUGUUUUAAUCGUUUGGAUUUGCCACCAUAUAAAAGCUAUGAACAACUAAAAGAGAAGUUGCUCUUUGCCAUUGAAGAAACAGAGGGAUUUGGUCAAGAGUAGAAGUGGCUUCUAGUCAAAAAGGAUAUCUUGCAUAAUAAAAGGCCCAGCCAACUAAAAUUGCACACUUAAUUGUAUAUAAGCUUUUUGUUCUGUACAGUGAUCUUUCUGGAACUCUACAAGUUUAAUUGUUCUCCGUUCUUCCACAAAUAUAUGCAAAACAGUUCAGCCUUUUCUACUUUUAUUUAUUGCCCUUUCAAAAGACCAGAAAACCCCCUCCAUAAAUUUUGAAAGCAGACAAGAGACUUAUUUAAAAUAUAUAUAUAAAAAAUAUAAAUAUAUAUACUAAUGGGCUCUAGUUUUAUAGAGCUUUAAGUGUAUGAAAAGUUGCAGCCAUUUAAAAGGGCCUGGAUUUGCUUUAUCUUGGCUUUAUCAUYCAGAAAAAUGUUUAAACUGCUCAGUGUUCUCCUAAGAAACAUCUCCAAGUUUGUUUUACUGCAUGGCUAUUCUAAAAGGUGUUAAAGGCUUAGGCCAAACGUAUCUUAAAAAUGUAGAAAGAUGCUGCUGGUAUUUGAGACAACAGAAUCUGUUGUUCUAUCAGUUUAAUUUUUUCAAAUACGUAAAUAGCUGAUAUAUCCCUCUCUACUGAUGUAGCCAAGGUCAUGAAUGAAGCCUUUACUACGUGCACAAGAGUCAUGUACAAUGAGAUGAAUGUGAUUUAAUGUUGAAAGGAAUUGGUGCCACUGUUCUGACUUAUUGCAGGAGCUGAACAGAGUCUUUUAAUUCAUUUGAGCAGCAUUGAAAUUUGUUUACAUAGUACCUUGGGUUAUUACCACGAGGAUGUUAGGUAAUCUUCAAAGAAAAAAUAAUAAAAGAGAAAAUAUUACCCAUUC